Messenger RNA from Fusarium venenatum, 813 nucleotides. Its product is annotated as signal recognition particle, SRP19 subunit. Lineage: Eukaryota; Fungi; Ascomycota; Sordariomycetes; Hypocreales; Nectriaceae. The record is from RefSeq and is a predicted model, not a curated record. Gene Ontology annotation, molecular function: 7S RNA binding. Gene Ontology annotation, biological process: SRP-dependent cotranslational protein targeting to membrane; SRP-dependent cotranslational protein targeting to membrane, signal sequence recognition. Gene Ontology annotation, cellular component: signal recognition particle, endoplasmic reticulum targeting.
AUGUCCCACCCAAGAAUAGAAGAGGUCUCGGACAGCGACUUCGACUCUGACCCAGCCGAGGCCGACAUCGAUGACUUUGCCGACUCUGAUAUCAUGCGCCGUGUCGAACCCUCAUCCGCCCCCAGAACAGCUCCUCCUCACCAGGAACCCGCCAUCGUCCCCGCCGAUGCUCCCGUCGGAAGCACCAUGCCUGCUUCGGCCGAUCGCUCUGCCUACGCCGAUUUCCAAUGCCUUUAUCCCGUCUACUUUGACGCCUCGCGGUCUCGCGCCGAGGGUCGUCGUGUGGGCGCUGAAUUGGCCGUCAAGGACCCUCUUGCGCGGGAGAUCGCAAAUGCCUGCUCGCGACUACGACUACCAACGUUGUUUGAGCCCGAAAAGGUGCAUCCCAAGGACUGGGCCAACCCCGGCCGUGUCAAGGUUGGUCUGAAGAAGUCGUCCGGCCACCCCGUCAAGAACAAGCACCACCUGUACCGCCUCGUCGCCGAGCAUCUGCGCGACAACCCUACGACUGAAGACAGCCCCGGUCUGCGUGUCCGCAUGGGUGGUCAACUACAGCCCGAGCCCGGAAAGCCUUACCCCAAGCCUGCUGUGCCACGAGGAUGGAAGAUGGGUGAGCUGGUGCCGUACCUGAGCGCUGCCAUGACAGGCGGUGGUGUUUCGGAGAACCUGUUCAAGGAUAUGAUGAAAGAGAUGCAAGGUGGUGGAGAUCCCAUGUCAGCUCUUAUGGGUGCACAAGCAGGUGGCGGUGGUGGUGAAGAAAGCAGUGGUGGCGGCAAGAAGAAGAAGGAUAAGAAGGGAAAGGGAAAGGCAUGA